This is a messenger RNA of Tupaia belangeri chinensis (Chinese tree shrew), 5518 nucleotides long. RefSeq names its product APC membrane recruitment protein 3 (gene AMER3). Gene Ontology annotation, cellular component: plasma membrane. The transcript has a single exon. The record is from RefSeq and is a predicted model, not a curated record. Bases 15 to 2246 code for a protein of 743 amino acids. Gene Ontology annotation, molecular function: phosphatidylinositol-4,5-bisphosphate binding; beta-catenin binding. NCBI's taxonomy places the organism in Eukaryota, Metazoa, Chordata, Mammalia, Scandentia, Tupaiidae. Gene Ontology annotation, biological process: regulation of canonical Wnt signaling pathway.
GGGGCACCACCAGCAUGGAGCUGAAGAGAGGGAAGACCUUCAUCAAAUCCAGUCUGCAGGUUUCUCACGAGAAACUCCCGGACCUGGCAGUCACUGUGUCCACAAAGGAAGAUGCAGGUCCCUGGCCAGGCUCACUGGGAGGGCAGCAGAGGCCUCACAGUGAGAAGGGCCCCCAGGCCAGUCCCAGUGAACAAGGAUAUGACAGAUGUCCCAGCAAAGGGGCAGGUCUGGACUCUGCCUUCUGUGGAGCCACCUUCAAACUGGUGCGGAAAAGUAAGACUCAUGACAGUGUGUCUGGGGCUGGCCAGGCAGCUGCCACCACAGGACAGCUGGUGGGCAGUGCGAGCUUCCCAGGGCCCCCUGGCAGCCAGCGCAUGAUCGACUACCGCCACUUUGUGCCCCAGAUGCCCUUCGUGCCAGCUGUGGCCAAGAGUAUCCCGAGGAAGAGGAUUUCCCUGAAACGGCCCAAGAAGUGCUUCCGGAAUCUGUUCCACAUUCGCAGAAAUAAGUCAGAGAACUUGGCCUCACUGACUGCCAAGGGGAAGACCCUGUCCUCUGCUGGGGGCCUGCUGGAUGCUGGGGAGCAGCGAGGCCAAGCCUCCCUUCCUCUGGAUGGAGGGCUGGGGCUGGACAGCCUGUACCAAGAUCUGUCUGACAGUGAGCUCCUGCCCGAUCCAUCCUUUGACCUCUGCAGGGCCCUGUGUGAGGACGUGGCCUCACUCAAGAGCUUCGACUCGCUCACAGGCUGCGGGGAGAUCUUCGCAGAUGAGAGCUCAGUGCCGACCCUGGAGCUUAAUGAUGGCCCCGAGAGCCCAGCUUGUGUGGCCCAGGCCCUGGACAGCAAAGGUCCCAGGGGUCCCUUCCAGGGCGGAGUGGAGCAGCUGGCAUCACCUGCCCAGAACGAGGUGUCAGAUUUCACCAAGUUCUGGGACAAUGUGAAUCGCUCAGUGAGGCAGCAGCAGCGUGCCUUGCUGGGCCCGUGGCUGGUGGGCCCCCAGGGGACAGACAUGGACCAGCCUAGGCUGGAUGCCUCUGGGCUGGCCGAGUUGCCCCUGUGCCCCUGCAGGGACCCUCCCAGUGGGUCCAAAGCCAGUUCCAUAGACACAAGCACCCCUAAGAGUGAGCAGCCGGAAUCCGUGUCUACUAGUGACGAGGGAUACUAUGAUUCCUUCUCACCGGGCCUGGAAGAGGACAAGAGGGAGGCCCCAAGCCCAGGCACGCCAGCAGCCGCCUUCCCCCGGGACAGCUACAGUGGGGAUGCCCUCUACGAACUCUUCUACGAUCCCAGUGAGGGCCCUGUCGGCCCGAGCCUGGACGAUGACCUGUGCGUGUCUGAGAGCCUGUCGGGGCCAGCUCUGGGGACACCACUGUCCAUGUGCAGCUUCCGCGUGGGGGCCGAGGAGAACCUGGCCCCAGCACCAGGUCCCGACCUGCUCAGCCAGGGUUUUCAGCAGAGCUCCUGGAAGGGCAAGGAGUGCCUGCUGAAGCUCUGCGACACGGAGCUUGCCAUCACCAUGGGCAUUGUCAACUGGCUCCGCCGCGGCCCAGAGCUCCGGGCCCCGCCUGCCCCUGCCCCUGCCCCUGCCCCAGGAGAGCCCACAGCCCCACCUGCCUCCCAGAGAGGCCCUAGGAGACAGGCAGAGAGGUUGGAGGGCAGAGAGGACCGGGCCUCAGAUGUAGGCAGGGCCACAGUGUGCUCAGCACCCAGCAGGCAGGAGCUGUGGGCAUGGCCGGGCAGCAAAGGGCUGCUUGUCAGAGAGAAUGAAGUCCCAGGGGGCCCUUUGCAGGGGACCAGCACUAUUUCCAGGGACCUGCCUUUGGAGGAAGUGACACGAGGCUGCCCUGCAGGCCUGUUCUCUUCUGUGGGGUCUGCAGUCACUGUGACAACAGACACUUCUAAUAAAAACAUGGCCCCAAACCCCUCUACCCAGCCCAGCUCCCAGGAGGAACCUAGGCCACUUGGGAACUGGGGGUGUUUUCAAGGUCCCUGGAGAUCAGGCCAUGGGGGGAAUACUUUGGGCACAGAGCCCCUGCUGACAGGGUGUGUGGCCCGUGUGGCAGCCUUGCAGAUCCACCCGGAUGGCCAGCCCUCAGCCACCCGACCUCCAAGUCAGGACACAGGCAGUGGGCUCAUCAGGCAGGCCAGGAGCCCUGACCUGCAGCAGAAACAGCCCAGCAGCUCUCCUAAAAUGGCUGCCGUCCACAGCCCACCCUCUCUGGCCAGCCCACAGGACCAGAGGUGUUGAGUCCACUCAUGGGCCCAGAGCUGGCCCAGAAAUGGGGUCUGCUGGGCUGGGUGCCCAGGCGGGGGUCUCUAAGGGGACCGGACCCUACAGCUGGACUCUCAGUCCUCCUCAGCUCCUAAUGUCCAUUAGGGCACCCAGGGCCAGCCCCCAGAAAUCCUGGGGCCUCUCUGCAGACAGCCAGCAGGAGGGAAAUCCCUCUGCAAGUGUCCCAAGUGCUACUGCAGCCUCCUUUGUGACCAGCAGUCAGGCCAGCUGUGGCCGAGCCCCACCUGUAGGGCAGGCUCCUAUUUAACUCUCUGUGGCCACAGCAGGACCGUCUCCUCCAUCGUCGAUCCCUGCUGUGAGUACUGUGUUAAGAGGUGACAGGGCUUGCCCACGCAGGGAGGUGAGGAUCUUCAUGAGGGUUGUCAUUGAUUGACCCAGUGGUAGCCCAGGCGGCCGGAGAUCAGCUGCUUCUUCUGUAGCUUCAAACUGAUGGAAGAAAAGGCACUCACUGGAAAGAGACCCAGCCCGUGCACCGGACACGUGCGGUGUGUGAGGUCCCAGGCUCAUGGGAGGGAGACGAUGAAAGGAGCCCAGGAAUGCUGCUGCUCCCCCCCCCUCCCCCCCUCUCCAGCUCUGUGCCCUGGGACAGUUGGUCAUAACACACAGGACCGGAGUUUCUCCUCGGGAAUUCAAUUUUCAGCAAGAGCCUUGAACCAACCAGCAUCCUCCUUACAAUGUAACCCCAUCGGGACUGGCUGGACCCUGCCAGCCCUAAUCAACAGUGUUGCAGGUUCCUCUGUUGCAAACAUCCUGUACAAUAAUUCCUCCGCUUGCAUUCUCUAACUGAAGUCAUGGAUGACAAAAUGCUCUUUGGGAAGAAGCCGACCGAUCUUCCCAAGUCUGCCAUCCUGCCUGGAGGCAGCCAUGGUCUUUGGCUCUGCCUCUUCUCAUAGUUGACCUCCGCCCCUUCAGGAAAAUUUGCCUUUGAAUGGGCCUGUGCCUCCACCACUAACAGUCACCACACAUACAGUGCCCAUUCAGAACUGCAAGGGGACAUGCGGCUGGCAUCCUCAGGAAGGGCAGGUGUCUGUCCUGGCCUGGCAUCAGGCCAGCAGGUGCAGGGACAGAAGGCCCAUCCACAUUCCCCAGGAUUAGAUUCUACCUCAGCCAACACACCCGGUGAGCCAUGGAGAACGGGGCAUUAUGGGCAGCUGUGAAGUGCAUUUCCGAAGAAAAGGGCACCAGAGGAAAAGGCGAGGUCAGGUUCUCCUUCUCCACUAGAGAAGGUCCAUUUCACACUGGGCUUCCUCGGGGAGGAGAGGAAGGUGCCGUCUCUGACCGCAGGAAGAGGCAGGGGAGGAGUUCCAGAUGGGGCUGCAGUCCCACCAGGUGGCAGGCUCCCAGCCCCUCCUGAUCUGGUGUCAGGCUGGAGGAGACCCUGAGGUCCUUUUCACAGCAGCUACUGAGGCUGCUGCUGUUUGUCGGUCACAGGAGCAGAAGUCUCUGGCCAGACUCGGCAGACCUGGGGUGUAGGAGGCUCUGACCAGGCCUGUGCAGCCACACCCGAGCCUCGUCCCAGGUCCUGUGCACACGAUCGUGGCGUGCUCCUGAGCCUGGCUGUGAGCAGGCUGCAUGUAAGUCGGUGUGCCCGAUCCCUGCAGUCAUUGCCCUCACUGUUCAGACCUAGAGAUGGAGGCACGAAGGGCUGCUGUAGCUUGCCCAGGGACACCCAGCUGGUGGCGAGGUGGACAGAUCUGAACCCUGGCCCCCCUCCAAAGGCCCUGCAACUUCACGCUGGGCUUCCACAGUGAGCUCCGUCAUGGAGCCUUCGCUUUGACCUUUCAGGUAUCCGAGCGCCCUGGGGAUAGCCAGGGUCUUCAUCGGCAGACUGGGAGCUGGGGAGGCCGCCUCGCUCAGUCAGCCUGCGGCUUCACUCUUGCUGGCCCACACAUGCUGGACGAGACUUGUUCACAGAAUGAAAUGUCCAAAGGUGGCUGUGGUGUUCUGAUUUGCCGACUGACUUGAGCUGUGUCUGGAGAGCAGCAGAGCUAAGCUCUAAUCCCGACUCCAGCCUCCCUGUGGCGGGCGAUGAAGCGCUUCCUCAUUGUGCUUGUCGUGGUGGUGACUUGUGAUGGGGAGACCCCAGCCAGGCCCGAAGGCACCCCUAGAGUGGGAGCCCAGGUGAUUUGGGCACAGUCACAAAGGCCUGGGCUAGGAGGGGGACUAAGGGGCACCUAGGACCUGGUGGUCUACAGGGACCUAGCAGUAGGGCAGCAAGAACAAAGAUCUAGGGCACGCUUCCUGGGGAGGAACCACUGCCCCCUUGACCCUGGGCUCCCUGCCUACGGGCUUUAAACACCAAUUCUCCAGAGACUCUCACUCAGCAUUUUGGGCAAUAGUUCCCAAGAGUGGCCCUGUGGAAGUCUCCUUCUGUCCUUCCCUGAAGGGUGAGCUCUCCCUGAAACCCACCCCUGGGGCUACCCUCCCUGGGGAGAGGGGCCCUGCUAGACCAGCCUAGCCCAGCUCUGCAUGCUGCAGGGUGAUGUGGGGAAGGGAGAGGGGAGUUUCAGGGCCAGCCAGCUCUGGGUCUGGGAGUGGAAGAGCCUGGUUGGGAGCACCGGAAACUCUGGCCAUUUCUAACCCUCUGAAGAGGUUGCUACAGGGUUAUCUCAUGUGAAAUAAAAUCCUGAGAAGCAGGUGGGUUGUCUCCAGCUCACAGCUAACCUCCAAGGCCACAGAGUAACUGGUCCAGUGUCCCAUAGUUGGUAGGGUGUGUCUCCCAGGGGCCAUAACCUUCUCCAAUAUGCUAGAAAGCUAGAACAUGCUGGUCAGGACUCAGGGUUAGGAACAGAGAGAGAUGAUAAGAGCAGAAGGAAGAGAGAGGGACAAGAGGGGAAGAAAAGGUGGGUGGGGAGGGAAGGGGAGGCUGGAGAGAGAGGGGCAGGGUCAGGAGAGGGCGGAUGUGUUGCAAAGAAGAGUGAAGGCCCACCUGGGCUGGGAGGAGCCUGGGAAUGUGUCAGGGGUGCUUCUUAUCUUCCCCAGUUUCCUAUUUUGUUUUCCUUAUUUAUUUUAUUUUAUUCUGGAAUGGUAAAUAAUGCAUAGUAUUUGGAUCUAUUCUGUUGCUAACAAUAGGAAAUACCUGAAACUUGGUGACUUACAAGAACAAAGGUUUGUUCAUCUUGGGGUUUGAAGUCCAAGUUCCAGGAGCUGUAUUACAACAUGGCCGAGGGCAGGAACACGGUGUCUGUGUCGGCGUCUUUGUUCUGGGAUCCUUCCCUCUCCUAUAA